Messenger RNA from Diprion similis, 2714 nucleotides. RefSeq names its product nose resistant to fluoxetine protein 6-like. The record is from RefSeq and is a predicted model, not a curated record. Lineage: Eukaryota; Metazoa; Arthropoda; Insecta; Hymenoptera; Diprionidae. The transcript is spliced from 10 exons. Gene Ontology annotation, molecular function: acyltransferase activity, transferring groups other than amino-acyl groups. Bases 29 to 2074 code for a protein of 681 amino acids.
UGAUAUCAAUCGACUGCGUAAUUGCACAAUGUUCUUCUUUCGUAAUGAACACUUGACGGUAUUACUUUGCGUUUUGAGCGGAAGCUUGGUUUUUGCAUCUUUGAAUAAUGAUAUAAAGAAAAUCGGAACAUCGUCUACAAAUAUCGUCAGUUAUUUACCAGUGUGGUGGAAAGAAGAGAUCAAAUUGGCUGCACAAUCGUCCAAAUCUACCUGUGCAGCUGAAGUUCUUGCGGUAAUCCAUGCGGUCGAAUCCGGCCAGACAUGGGCCAUGCAAAUGCUAGAUGCCUCGUCAGGAUUUCUGAAAGGUAAUAUGCUGGAUCUCAGAACGUACGUUGAGUGCGUCAAAGUCAAUAAACAAUACAACAACGUCAGUAUUCGAGGGAAGCACUGCAUGGUGUCGUUUAUGUCGGGAGGCGACAUAUUUAUACCUGCAGUCAGCAGAGUAAAUGAUCGGAUUUUCUCAUCAGUUUGUUUUCCAUCCUCUUGCAACGAGACUCAAGUUGAGCAGAUCAUCAAUGCCACCCUCAGGAACAUACCGAUGAAAAGGAAUCUCGGAUUCAGUUCUACCGAAGCAUUGUGCGCACGAGUAGAAACCGAAGAUUUCUCCGCUGGAAAAAUCUCGACGAUAAUGCUCGUUGUGGCAGUUGGCGUAUUUUUGAUAUCCUGCACUGUCUGCGACGUCUACGUGAGAAGUCGUGGACCAGCAAAAGCAUCUUCUGUGAUAAAUAAAUUUUCGAAAUUCUCCUUAUAUACAAAUAUACUUAAAAUUUUCGACUCCAAGGAGCUACCGGCGAUCCAAGGUAUAAGAGUAUUGAGCAUGUGCUGGAUUGUGACGAUUCAUCAGUCCUUCAUGUUAUUUCUGGUACCGACAGUCAAUCGGGCUGACAUCGAUAAAUGGUACGAUUCAUGGACUUCUCUUUACGCUGAGGCGGGGAUAUUCGCUGUCGACACUUUUUUUUUAGUUAGCGGAUUUUUGACGGCUCACUCGUUUUUCAUGGCAAGAAAAUUGGGAAAACCUAUUAAUUGGAGAAGGUUUUACCUUCAUCGUUAUCUCAGAUUAACUCCAUGUUUAGCUUUCGUAAUGUUGUUUACCUCGUUUCUUGCACGUUGGAAUGGAAACAAUCCCCUCGGGGGCCAGUUUGUAGCUACAAGCGUAGAGAAUUGCCAUGACAAUUGGUGGGUCAAUUUGCUGUACCUCCAGAAUUUUUUGAAUAAAGAAAAGAUGUGUCUCAUACAUACCUGGUACUUGGCUGCAGAAAUGCAACUGUUUUGGAUAUCUUCGAUUAUUAUGUAUUCGCUUCAUCGUUGGCCAAAAUACGGACUCCGUUUACUUGGCUGCUUCCUCGUAAUCUCCGUUGCUAUACCACCUGUUGUUUUAGCUACCAACGGCUACUUUAAUGGAAUUAUAGCCUUGCACUUCGAGCAAGGGAAAAUUGUGUCGGAUGGUUUAUUUAACUUCCACAUGCCUACUUACAUUAGAGGUUUUCCUUACUUCUUGGGAAUCUUUUUGGGUUACGAUGCCGUGAAUACAAAGAGGCAGCUGACAAAGGCAAACGCAGGGAUCAACUGGACCAUAGCUUGUGUUCUUAUGCUAUUUUGCAUGGUAUCUACUCACUAUAUCAGCAACACUAAUGUGAGGUACAACCUUGCAUUGGAAACUAUAUUCGCUCUGACGUCACGUCCAUUCUGGUCGAUUGCCGUUGCUUGGAUCGUUUACGCGUGUACUCAGGGUUACGGAGGUCCAGUUACCAGCUUCUUGUCAUUGCCAUUUUUUCAGCCACUGAGUAGGUUCUCAUAUUCAAUUUUUUUAGUGCACAUUGGGAUUCAAGCGAUAAGGAUCGCGGAUGCAAGAACCCUUGCUUUUGUUGCCAACUCAACAAUCAUUGAAGCUUAUAUAACUAAUAUGGUGCUGUCAAUAGGGGUGGGGGUUAUCGUAUACCUAUUUUUCGAAACUCCAGCCGCUGUCUUGGAAAACAUUCUCACCAAUCGCGUAUUAGAAGCAAACCAAGCUCUACAAACGGAAGAGUUUGAAGAGAAGACAAGGAUUUUAAAUGAGGCUGCAAAAGACAAGUGAUAUUGUACAUUCUUCCGUUUCCAUUAUUGUUAUACUGCUAUAAAAUACUAUCCAGAUCUUUGCUACUCUUAAAAUAAUGCAAUUCAAUCUCGUCAUUCUUUACUCGACUAUCGUUAUUUACGGACAAUAAAAAAAACCGGAAAAAACCGCCUUUUCGCGCUCCAACCCGUUGGUACCUCGCGCUGUUGAGGGUACCCAGCCGCAUGGUGGCGCGCUGUGCACAAACGGGGUUUAGCAGGCGUGCGCGCAGCCCUCGCUUCAUGCGCGCGCGCGAUUUACUUAGAAUCGAGCGCUCGAGUAGGUAGGACGUAAUGCUAAUCUCUCUAUUCUGCCCGUACGUGUGAUUAGCGCGUUCUUCUCGCGUUCGGACGGGUGUCGAGUUCUUUCCAUUUCACGUAGUUUUAAGGAUCGCGUUUUAGGGUUGGUUAUGGGAACGGGGUCCACCCUUUGGUGACCUGAGGUGCCCGUUCUUAGGGGAUCAUCGACGCGGUGACAGUCGGAAGUGCGGCGUGUUGAUUAGUUGUACAUACUUGGCAAAGUGGAUUAAGAUUAUUGAAAGAUCAUUCGAUUUAGAUUAAUUUGUUUAAUAAGGAACGCGCCAGCCAAUUUAUUACUUUGUAGUCGGUUGAACUGAUUUUUG